This is a messenger RNA of Haliotis rufescens (red abalone), 3025 nucleotides long. RefSeq names its product serum response factor-binding protein 1-like. Gene Ontology annotation, biological process: maturation of SSU-rRNA. The transcript is spliced from 7 exons. The record is from RefSeq and is a predicted model, not a curated record. NCBI's taxonomy places the organism in Eukaryota, Metazoa, Mollusca, Gastropoda, Lepetellida, Haliotidae. Gene Ontology annotation, cellular component: nucleus; 90S preribosome. The coding region runs from base 240 to 2402 and encodes 720 amino acids.
AUGUAUUAUAUUUUUCAAAAUACACUCAUUGUUUCAAGUACACGCAAAAAAACGUUUCAGAGUUAUUGGUAUUACAACGUGAUGGCACCCGGGAUGUCGCAAUAACAGCGAACGGCUGUUGGCUUCAGGUUUCGUUUAUGGCAAAGGCAUGGGUUCUCAAGAAAUCUCCAGCAGAAUACGACCAGUCUGAAAUAUCAACUGUAUAUGUGAUUCCAGUUCGUUAAUCAUCUACGAUCAACAUGUCGACUGACAAACCAAGAAGUCUAGAUGUGGCCGAAACGGCCUCAAUAGACUUGAUGUCUCUAAACAACAACAUUGUAACAAUGAGGAAACGUGUGAAACAAGCAAAGGUGCGUGUCAUCCGAAGACUUGUCCGCAGUAUCGAAUCCCUCAAGAAGAAAAAGGGCACUCCUGUCAUGGUUGAGAAGAACACGAGGAAAGCCGAGCGUCUGGUGGAGGAGAUCCAUGCCAUCAAGCACCUGAAAGCUGACAAGAUCUCCAAGUUUGCAAUUGGCAACACCACAUCCUUUGUCGAACUCUGCAAGCAGGACAAUGCAUCCAUCCAGUCUCGAGCUCUGACCCGUGUCUCUGAGAACGAAGUCAUACAGACAGAGGUGACCAAGUUCAGGGACACUCACCCUGACUGGAAAUCUCUCUCUGCCUUUCUCCUAAUGAAGCAGAGCGGGCGGCGAUACAAGAAGAAGAAGAAUAGAUCCACCGCCGAGAAAGUGGACACCAACGUCAAAGCCAGGGAGGCCAUGAUGGAGGCAUAUUUAGAAAAUAAACUAGAGAAGAAAGUGGACAUUGAAAAAAUUAAAAAUUCUGGGAGGUUAAGGAAGGAAAAACAGAAAAAGAAUCUUGACAAAAAAAAGGCUGAAAAUGGUGGAGAUUCUGGGAACACGACACCAUCUGAGGGCGAUAGUGAAGAAGGAGUUGAUAGUGAAGGAGUUGAUAGUGAAGGAGUUGACAGUGAAGGAGAUGACAGUGAAGGAAUUUACAGUGAAGGAGAUGACAGGACUAAGGUGACCGAAAGAAGCAGUGUUAAGCAGGACAGGAGUUUGUGUUUUAGUGGUGUAGGCAAGGAGCCUCUGAAAACAUGGGAUGAUAGUGACAGUGGGGAUAGUGAGGAUGUUGAGGAGAGGACUACUCAGGAAAAGUCUCUGAAGAAGUCUCCCUUGCAAGAAGGUUCUGAUGACAGGAAGAACCAAGGUAAGGUAGGAAGUGAGAAGGAUGGAAGCAAGAAGAAAGGGGGCUUGAAGCUUGAGAUACUUCAGCAGAUGUUUUCAUCAAAGGAUGGUGACAGUGAGUCUGAAUCUGACUCAGGACAGUCAUCUGGUGGAGAUGAAGUUAAGAAAGAUGCAAGCAAAUCUGCACAGAAGGCAAAAAUAAAGUCUAAAAUCACAAAACAAAUGUUACCUGCAGACUCGGGUGGUGAUGAUUCUGACUCGGAGGAAGAUAUGACAGAGGAAGAGCUUAUUGAAUCUGACACCCAAACCGAUGAAAUUCAAAGGGAAAAUGAAGACAAAAAGAAAACACCAGCAACAAAAGCAUCUAAACAUGAUAAAAGGAAGGAGAAAAAUAAAAUUAUGGUCGUGAAAAAAAUAAAUCUUGAAGAUUUAGAAAAUGAUGAGGACUUAAAGGUUAAAAAGUUCCCUGAAGAUGUACCAGGGAUUCUACUGACUCCAGAAGUAAAGAAAACCAGAGAUGCUUUCUUUGCUGGCAGUGAGGAUGAAUCUGAUGCUGAGGAUGUUGAUGAGGAUGAAGCAUCUUCUCAGGACAACAGCAGUGAUGAUGAAGAUGAAGAGGAAGGUCCAAGUACUUUUAAAUCUACAUUUAUUGGUACUUUGGCUCAUAAAAAUCAAUUGAAAAGAGGUGGUUGGUCGGACAGGGGUAGAGGUAGGGGACGGGGAUCUGGGGUCAGAGGACAAAGUGAUGGUAACAGAGGACAUAGAUUCAGAGGACGUGGUGAUUUUCGAGGAGGACGUGGUGAUUUUGGAGGACGGGGUGAUUACAGAGGAGGACGGGGUGAUUAUAGAGGAGGAUAUGAUGGCAAAAAUAGAUCAGACUUUCCAAGAGACAAAUUUCAAAGAUUCGAGGGUAGAGGCAGAGGAUCAGAGUUCAGGGGACAAGGGUCAAGUUUCAGAGGUCGUGGAUCCAACCAAGGAAAAGACAGGCAUAACCUGGAUAAUCAGAGCUCUAGAGACAGGGGAGGUAACUCAUAUACCAGCGCAGCCCCAAGGACGUCACUAGGGAAACAAGAAGACAAAUCGGCAGCCAGGCAGUCAGGUGGCCACGCCUCCUCCUCCUCCUCCCUCCACCCAUCGUGGGAGGCCAGUAAGAGGAAGAAGGAACAAAGUGGCAUACAGACAUUCAAAGGCAAGAAGAUCAAGUUUGAUGAUUGAUUGUGUCAUGUCAGCAGCUAGACCAUGCUGACAGGGAUACCUGUUAAAUAAAGCUGUGGUUUGUUGACUCUGUUAUUUCUCUUAGAAACUGCUUUACUGUAAGGGAAAGGCUUCCGUUUUAAUCUGUAGGUAACAAUAUUAUAAAGGUAUGUAAUUUACUCGGAGAUGAGGUAUUAUAAGAAUGCAUCUGUGAAAUGUAUUGAUUUGCAAUGUGACACACAAGGAAAACUUUGGCCAGUUGUUUUGAUGUUUGAAGGAAGUGAUCAUAUUAGCAUUUUUUGGCUGCGAAAAACACACAUGCAUAUGCAAAUUGUGUGAGUGGCAGGGACUAUCGGCAGGACAAGCAUUUACCCUUUUGGCAAACACCUGGUGUCAUCACUGAUUUUCAGUGAUCCAUUCAUCAACUUGUCAUCACUAUUUUGCCUUUUAGACCCAGUGGAUUCUGUUUUGAUGGAUAACUGAGACUGGUUAUUCUCUGGCAUUGACGUUUUUUAUUUACCUCACUGUGAGCUGAGGUCAUGUGCCUUUGUCCACAGUCCAUCUAUUUGUCUAUCUGUUUGUCAUUACUGAACCAAUUCUCCUCAAUAAAUAUUGGGAAAAUGUUGUUCCCACCAGUGAUGACA